GAUAGAUGGCCGAUUCUGGUCGCUGUUGCAACAGGGUGCUCACUUUGAACACUCACUGUUGCAGCCUAUGGCUUUGACAUAGCAGCGAAAAUCUUUGACAUUUUUCACAUUUUUUUGAAAAGAAGCCCGACCAUACGCCCCUAGAAGAGCCCCAGAUGCUCGUUCGUGCCCGUGUUAGAGCCUCAGAAAGUCCCAGAGGACUCCGGGGUGAACCGAGCAACACACCGCACGAAUAACAGUUUUUUGGACAAGAUGACGGUUGAAAACGUUGCUGUUUUCCUCUCCGUAGUUGGCUCAGCCGGGAGUUGUUGGAGAUUUCACCGGAGCAUUUUCGGACCACCUCGAAGGAAACGCAGCGGGGAGACUUGUUGCUUCAACACGUUUGACGGGGCUUUUUGUUACCAUCGCCAUCGAAGUUUUGUGUCUCUCCCUAGUCUGCUCCAGGCUUCAGCUUGGAGAGCCCAACCGCCACAAUUGAUCCCAGCAGCUGGAGCGGCAGCGAGAGCCCUGCCGAGGACAUGGAGAGGAUGAGUGACUCUGCAGACAAGCCUGUAGACAAUGAUGCAGAGGGGGUGUGGAGCCCUGACAUUGAACAGAGCUUCCAGGAGGCCCUCGCCAUAUAUCCUCCAUGUGGACGCAGGAAGAUCAUCCUCUCUGAUGAGGGCAAGAUGUAUGGUCGAAAUGAGCUGAUAGCCAGGUAUAUCAAGCUUCGGACCGGGAAGACGAGGACACGGAAGCAGGUGUCUAGUCACAUACAGGUCUUAGCAAGAAAGAAAGUUCGAGAAAUCCAAGCUGCUAUUAAGGUACGUCUGGCUUUGCCCAGUUGCAGGGGGCUUUUCAUUGCCAUGGUUACAGGCUCUUCCUUUGUUUUCCUCCCCUCCCCUACCCUGCAGGUGUCUAGUCACAUUCAGGUUCUUGCCAGAAGGAAAUCUCGUGAGUUUCAUUCCAAGCUAAAGGUUACAAGUAUGGACCAAGCAGUGAAGGACAAAGCCCUCCAGAGCAUGGCCUCCAUGUCCUCGGCUCAGAUCGUCUCUGCCACGGCUAUUCACAACAAGCUCGGACUGCCAGGCAUCCCGCGCCCAGCCUUCCCUGGAGCAGGGCUAUGGCAGGGUAUGAUAUCGGCUGGUCAGCCAGGAUCCUCACAAGAUAUUAAACCUUUCACCCAACAAGCCUAUCCCAUCCAGCCAGCAGUCACAACAGCCAUUUCAAGUUACGAGCCCACAGCGGCUCCAGCUCCGACCGCACCAGCAUGGCAGGGCCGCUCCAUUGGAACAUCCAAACUCCGACUGGUGGAGUUCUCCGCCUUCCUAGAGCAACAGAGAGACCCAGACUCAUACAACAAGCAUCUAUUUGUACAUAUCGGACAGACAAAUCAUUCCUACAGUGACGCCCUGUUGGAGUCGGUGGACAUCCGUCAGAUUUAUGACAAAUUCCCAGAAAAGAAAGGAGGGCUGAAGGAACUUUACGGAAAAGGUCCUCAGAAUUCCUUCUUUCUUAUAAAAUUCUGGGCUGACUUGAACUGUAACGUUCAAGAUGAUACUGGGUCUUUCUACGGAGUCACUAGUCAGUAUGAGAGCUCAGAGAACAUGACCAUCACAUGUUCAACGAAGGUCUGCUCCUUUGGCAAGCAGGUGGUCGAGAAGGUUGAGACUGAAUAUGCACGGUUUGAGAACGGACGCUUUGUCUACAGGAUAAGCCGGUCUCCCAUGUGUGAAUACAUGAUCAACUUCAUCCAUAAGCUAAAACAUCUGCCAGAGAAAUAUAUGAUGAACAGCGUGUUGGAGAACUUCACUAUCUUAUUGGUGGUGACGAAUAGGGACACCCAGGAGACGCUGCUAUGUAUGGCGUGUGUGUUUGAAGUCUCAAACAGUGAGCAUGGCGCCCAGCAUCAUAUCUACAGACUGGUAAAGGAAUGAAAGGCUCCAAGCCUCCUCCUCCUCCUCCUCCUCCUCCUCCUCCUCCUCUUUUCAUAGACUUACCAACCUCAAAACAAGUGGCAGUGCCUCUACCUGAAAGUCACACCUACAAUGCUUUUUGGUCAUCGGGUGAAGUCGGUUAUAAAAUUGUUUUAAUAUAAAGUGUUUGUUAUUUGACUGCAGCUGUGAAUUGCGGUACAGUUGUUUUAUGUUAAAAUAUGGGAAUUCUUGUUUAAAAUAUGUUCUCCGUUGGGUAUAAAUGUGGCCGUUGUUAAAAAAUUUACUAGAUUGAUUUGGUAAAUGGAAAAUAUGUAUGUUGUCUCUUUCUGCUUUGUUAUGUAGACUAAGAAAAAAAAGGAUGCUGCCUUUUCUAUCAGCGGCCUGAUGUGAUUAUGUGUUCAUUUGUUUGACUGUGUUUUGUACGUCCGUACUUCAUAAUUUCGUGAGCAUACACACCGUCGAUAUACAGACGUGCACCCACAGCCAAUAGAUUUCCAAAGAAACAAAACUAACAACACUACAAAGAUGGUAGUUGGAGGAGAGUAGUCGUUAAUCUCGCAGAAUUACUGCUAUUUCUUUACAAACCAACCCAGCUUACAUUACUAUAUUUAUCCCUGUUGAAGCACUCCAAGUCUUAGACACUAACAGAAUUAAUGCACUGUGAAAAUACCGCAAAUAUUUUUUGCAUUUGCUCGACAAAAAGUCUUACCACCUUGCUAAGCAUUUCUGUCCUGUAAACGAGUCCUUUCUCUGUGACAGCCGACAGGAGGAUAAUUGGGUUUUAGACAGAUGACUCUCAUCUCGUCCAAAAGCACUUUGUUCCCCCUUCCUGAGCUUGCCUUAGUGAUGCUUACUUUCCCCCCUCAUCUGUGGUUUCCGAAUAAUAGUUUUUAAAAAAAUCCUAACGGUAUAAAUCACUUUUAAAACGGCAGGCCUGGCUCAGUCCGCUGUGGCUUCGCCCCCCCGUGGAAGACUCGCCUAUAAUAACUCCAAGCCAGAGUGUUGCUGCCUUUCACACUCGCGUUGUUCACAUGUUUCCGUGGCCUACACCGAUCCCCCAGCCUUAAACAUGUUAUAGCUGUGUGAACUCCAAAAGAUGCCACUAAAACUGUGAUCUCUACACGGGAGGACUCUUUAUAUGUCUGUGCAAGGAAUUCACAUUAUUAUCUGCCAAAGGGUAGAUGUACAGUGCCUUAGACUAUACUCUAACGUUACCCUUUGUUUUCUGUGGAUGAAACAGGCAAAAACAACUCGCAUCUUACAAAAAUCACGUUUCUUACAACCGGUACACUCCGAGGAAUACAGCUGUCCUUGUUAAGUGGCAGUAUACCUAUGUGACAUUAAGUUAUGAUAAGAGUUAUAAUACAGGUUAUAUUUUCUCUAACGCUGUAAGCCUUUUUUCAAAGAGUGUACUAUAAACACAGACUUGACUGCCUCUCCUGUUGUAGAUGACCAAAAAAAGAGAUACAGUCAAUCUUUCGUCAUGUCCUGCAUGGUAGCAAGGAAGUGCCUUUGGUUUUAAAAUUUCCAGCUUCAAAAUCAUCGAAACAGAAAUUACAAAUUAAAUGUUGCUAGACCAAAAAAAACAAAAAAACCAGACAUAAGUGAAACCAAUCACCACAUUGCCUUUGAGAAGGAUUGUACUGACAGCAGAGGACGGCUGGUUACUGGUAAGAAUAAAUAAAUAAAUAAAUAAAUAAAUGAUAUAUUAAUUUUAAUUUUGAGAAUUGAUUUCACAAAUUUAGUAUUUGAAGAAAAGACUGAAAGACCUGCUGAUAAUGUACCGCUGCUGACUGCGUGCAGGACUCAUUGAAACACUGCAGCUGUCUGCUCCGUGCACACUUGCAGGUUCAAGUGUUUGAUUUUUUUCUUGUUUUUUUUUUUUCCCUCUUUCCCGCGACCACACGCUCGCACGAUUUGAGAAAAAAAAAAAAAAGGAACCACAAACAUCACACUUUCACAAUGUUACCGUUGAUGAUGCAGCUGUGAUGUCGGCGUGGCAGAGACCCAACACAAGCUUUUUUAUCAUUUCAUAUCUUUCAGGGUGGAAAGUGAAAGGUUAUUUAAUUCUAACAGUUCGAAACUGUUUUAAUGCAGUCACGUCUGAAACUGUUUGGGAAACUAAUUUUUUCACAACUGCUAAUGUGGACGAGGCCGUCGAGGUUAAUACUUUUCACCACAAGAACCGUAGCUAUUCAGACAUUUAAUUAUAAUCAUCUAAAGUAUUUUAGCCGAAGAAGCUCUAAGUAAUUGCAGACAAUGUCUCUGGUGGAUGCAGAUAAAGUUCAAUCAUUCAGUAUUUUGCCACAGUCCUGUGGACGCUGAGGCUUUCUUUAUGUUUACCCUGUGUAUCUGUUCACAUUUAUUGAUUAUUUAGUGAGACGUUCCUGUUUUUCUUAUUGUACUUGUAUACAGUUGUACUUGGUUUCGUGAUGACAUCAUCUUGUAUAUUGCAAGCCGAAUAAGGCGGUAAUGAUGUUGCUGCUGCACUGCUGGUACAUUUUGACAUGUCGUUUCAACACUACAACAGCAGGACUGAUGCCUUCGCUGGCGAGAAUGUCUUGUGGACCAUUCGAGGAGGAAAUGGACACGUUAAAAGAAAAAAAAAAAGAAGCAAAACGUUGAGGAAUCAUGCUACAAACAUAUCAGCAGUUUAGCUCGUUAUUUGUAAUUCUGUUGAAGAGUAGGUACUGGUACCUUUUUGUUUUAUGACCAUUUUUUCAGAUGGUGGCUUUAAAGUGACUUUUCACACAGCUCACAUAGUUAUCAUACACACAUUUUGGGUUUUGUGUGCAAAUUUGUUUUUUUUUGUAAAAAGGUGCUUUGUACAAAAAUUAUAUCUUAGCUUUUUUUCUUGGUACAGAUGUGUGAUAUCUUUUUCGUAUCCCUGACGGUAAAAAGUGUUGGAGCAAAGGAGAGAAAAGAGGCUCUGCGAUGUUUCCGUGUUUCUGCAUUAUGGUCUUGUCUUUGCUCCGUAACAUUAUGAUGCCUUCUUGAUAAUAGUAGAUAUUUUGUAGCUUUCUAGAUACUUUGUAUGUAUGCAAUAUUGCAGUUAAAUAAAUCUGAAAAAUAUUGCCUCC
Molecule: messenger RNA, 4996 nt
Organism: Acanthopagrus latus (yellowfin seabream)
Lineage: Eukaryota; Metazoa; Chordata; Actinopteri; Spariformes; Sparidae
Gene: tead1b
Product: TEA domain family member 1b
Exons: 13
Coding region: 519-1916 (465 amino acids)
Biological process (GO): embryonic organ development; regulation of transcription by RNA polymerase II; hippo signaling
Cellular component (GO): transcription regulator complex
Molecular function (GO): DNA-binding transcription factor activity, RNA polymerase II-specific; RNA polymerase II cis-regulatory region sequence-specific DNA binding
Source: RefSeq, a predicted model, not a curated record